UAGAGACACCUUUAGAGACAAAGAGUGUUGAAUUGGUUCACAUGUUGUCGACUAAUAACAAACAUAACAAACCAAACCAAACAUGACUUCUUUAAUCAAAGUUUGUCACCACUUCUUCAGCAAACCAUUGCAUAACAGAUGGACUUAUGUUAUGAGACGAAGUAUGACAUCGACUUCGGUGGUGAACGAGCCGGUCAUCCGACCACCCGCUGCCUCUAUUGAUGACAAACAAUAUCCACAAAAGAUUGUUAAAAUUGUUGAUGAAAUCUCAAGUUUAACACUUCUGGAAGUGUCAGAACUGAAUCAAUUACUUAAGAAAACACUGAACAUAUCGGACACACCUAUGAUGUCUUUCGGAGCUCUUCCUAUGGGUGCACCCGUUGCCGCUCAAGAGGAAGAGGAAGAAGAAAUGGCCGGUAAAGCAGUUCAGACAUCAUUCACAUUAAAACUUAACAAAUUUGAUGACUCAAAGAAAGUGGCGCUCAUUAAGGAGAUUAAGACUUUAAUUGAGGGCAUGAAUUUGGUUCAGGCGAAGAAGUUUGUUGAAUCGGUUCCACAAAUAAUUAAAUCUAAUUUGGCUAAAGACGAGGCCGACAAACUAAAGACCGCACUCGAAGCCGUCGGUGGACAGUGUGUUAUAGAGUAGUAAUAGUUUUCAUCAAUUGAUUUAUUUCAGUCAUCUAUUGUAUAGUGGACUUUGUAAUGAAGCAUUCAUUUAAAUUUAGUUAACAAUUUUGUAGUCAAAUUAUGUCAAUUAUAUCAUUAUUAUAAUAAAAUAAUGUUAAUCUA
Oppia nitens is the source of this 789-nucleotide messenger RNA. It is a transcript of the gene mRpL12, whose product is annotated as 39S ribosomal protein L12, mitochondrial-like. Bases 83 to 646 code for a protein of 187 amino acids. Gene Ontology annotation, biological process: translation; mitochondrial transcription. The transcript has 5 exons. The record is from RefSeq and is a predicted model, not a curated record. Gene Ontology annotation, cellular component: mitochondrial large ribosomal subunit; ribosome. Gene Ontology annotation, molecular function: structural constituent of ribosome. Lineage: Eukaryota; Metazoa; Arthropoda; Arachnida; Sarcoptiformes; Oppiidae.